UAGUUUUCCCGCCAUGUCCACACUUUUAGAACUCCGGUUUAAUGAAUGGUACGUCAUGUGAUUCCAGAACGCGAUGGUGAAAGCGGUUCUGUCUCCCUCGGGGUCAGCCCGUUCCCAGGUCCCAUCCCACCAUUGCGCUCUCCAUUGUGCUGCACACACUCCACCUGUUCACAAGAAAACGCGUAUUAUCCCCGAGCAAUACGCAGCCAAUUUAGCGUGAAGUAAUUGAAACCGCUUCUAUUGUCGUUCCGGGGGCACUGAUUGGCUCCCGAGUGUGGGAAAGCCUUACAAGACGGAGACCCACACUUUCUUGCACAGCCGCAGAGAUAUAAAUAGAGGACAGCAAGAGCGACAGAGAUGCAUUAACGCACCCUGACCUUUAACAGACACAGCACUGCCUGCCUGCCUGCCUGCCUGAAGCAGCUGUCAUACAGCAUGGCUCCGAUCAACGUGUGCAACCUAGCUCUAAGCGCUAAAGACAAACUCAAAAUGAGAAAACCAGUGGUGGAAAAAAUGCGCAGGGACCGUAUUAACGUCAGCAUCGAGCAGCUGAAGAAACUGCUGGAGAGCGAGUUCAAGGCGCACCACCCCAGCUCCAAGCUGGAGAAAGCCGACAUCUUAGAAAUGGCCGUGGGUUACCUGCGACAGAACAGCCAGCCGGCCUCCUUCAAGAUAGCAACCCCGCAGCACAGCUACAGCGACGGCUUCUACCAGUGCUUGGAGGAGACGCUGCGCUUCCUGUCCUUCCAAGACCCGACGAAGGAAUCCCAGUUCAAAGUUCUGAAGCACUUCCAGAACACGCAGGCGGGCGGGCGGGAUCCGCUCAGCUCUGCAGCUGCACUGGGCUCCCAGCACGACCUUCUCAAAGGCUCUUCCCAGGGCGACGGCAAGGUGCUGUGGAGACCCUGGUAAACUCGCACACACAGCCUUCGUUUAAACAUCAAGAGGGGUGCUGUGGAGACCCUGGUAAACUCGCACACACAGCCUUCGUUUAAACAUCAAGAGGGUGCUGCCGUGACUGCAUGUGACAGCCCAUGAAGAAAUCCUCUCCGAGUAGGGAAUGUGAAUUCCCCCUUUUUAAAUUAGGCAUUUUGUUUUGCAAAAGUUUGUCGGGUUCCGCUUUCUGUUGAAAAGCUUUGUUUUUGCUGCUUGUUUUAGAGUUACGCGAAUCUGUGCAUUGCAAAAGAAAAAUUAAAAAUGCCAGUGUUGUUUCCUUCAAUAUUGAAGGUAUUUUAAAAUUAUUUUUGUAUAAAUUGUAACAGGCUCUAUAAUAUUUAUAGAGAGCUUACGAUGUGUGAAUUGUGUUAUUUCAGAAUGUAAUCGGAUACAUUAAUAAUGAAGAAAUGUUCUCAUGCCUUUGUAAGGUAUAUUUUUUGUUGGGUAACAAACACCUGAAUGUAAACUUGCCCAGAUGACGUGUGUCGGGAAUGUGACCCCCUGUGUGAAUUUCUAUGCUCAGAGAAGUGUUUCGUCGUCCUGUAAAGUCUGGGUAGAGACGCUGUAGCAAGGACUGAUGAUGCUGUUAGCCCUUCAUCAUAUUGAUGACUUGAAUACAUCCAGUGUAAUGUUUUAAUGAUCGUUUAACAUGAAAAUUAAAAAAAAAAACUGCAAA
Molecule: messenger RNA, 1612 nt
Organism: Polyodon spathula (Mississippi paddlefish)
Lineage: Eukaryota; Metazoa; Chordata; Actinopteri; Acipenseriformes; Polyodontidae
Product: transcription factor HES-5-like
Exons: 2
Coding region: 436-912 (158 amino acids)
Biological process (GO): regulation of transcription by RNA polymerase II; anterior/posterior pattern specification; regulation of neurogenesis
Cellular component (GO): nucleus
Molecular function (GO): protein dimerization activity; DNA-binding transcription factor activity, RNA polymerase II-specific; RNA polymerase II cis-regulatory region sequence-specific DNA binding
Source: RefSeq, a predicted model, not a curated record